Messenger RNA from Naegleria fowleri, 2484 nucleotides. RefSeq lists its product as uncharacterized. Lineage: Eukaryota; Heterolobosea; Eutetramitea; Acrasida; Naegleriidae. Bases 1 to 2484 code for a protein of 827 amino acids. The transcript has a single exon. The record is from RefSeq and is a predicted model, not a curated record.
AUGAUUCAACAUCUCACGAGGGAUUGUUUGGCUGUCAUUUGUAGCUUCUUGUUGGGUUGCUACAGCUAUUACGAUCAUUCCACUCUUGGAACUAUUACCAGUAGUGAUGAUGAGAAGACGAGUGGAGAUUCAUCUUUUGAAAAUAAUUCUUCUUCUGCUGUUUCUUCUUUGACACAUCUUAAAGAUGUCAUUCCAAUCCUUUCACUCAUGCAUACUCAUCCAUCACUCCAUGAAAAUAUUUAUCAUAAUGAAAUGAUUUGGUCUCAUCUUACCAUUCCGAUUCCUGAUUUUCUUCAAUCGAAAUCUAUUUUGAAUUGUUUGACAGCUGAAUUGGAGGAUGGUGAUGUGAAAAUUAUUUCUGAUCGAGAUGAAAAAAUUUUUAAAUUAAUGCAUCAAUCGUUGGAGACUUUGUGUGACACAUCUUUGAUAAAGAAAGUAGUGUUGACCACAAUAUUGGAUGCUAAAUUACGGAAUCGAGACGAUGAGUUGAUGGAUUUCACAGGAUAUGUCAUUCGAGCAUUUCCAAAUGUAGAAGAGCUCAAAUUGACCACUAAAUUUAAUCCAGAACAAACUCUAUUUAAAUAUCCAACAACACAUAACAAGUCGAACAUUCCAUUCUGGAAAAAUUUGAAAAAGAUCAGUGUUUCAGACUAUGACUCGUUAAACUUUUUUUUGAAUCAUCCUCAAUUGGAACAUUUAGAGAGUGUUUCUCUUUAUGACGCAAGAAAAAAGAAGGAAACUAUUCAACUUGUGACAUGUAAUAGCAAAAUUAAGAACAUUGAAAUACUUUCUUUAAUUUCCAUUGCGGAUGUGGAAAAUCUUGUUUCAGUCUCGCAGAGAGUCAAUGUUUUGAAAAUUUCAGAACGUUCAUCUACUUUUAAUUUUUCGAGCUUUUUGAAAGAUACUUUGACCAAGUUUGAUAAUUUGAGAAUAUUAAGCAUGUCUUUUCCUUCUUUUUCUUCGUAUGGUAGCAACUCUCAUAGUAUUGAACUAUCAGUAGACUUUCCCAGUUUGGAAGAAGCAUCUUUUAGGUUUCUCAAUGAAAGUAAUGCUUCAACAUUAAUAUUCAAACAAGUCACAGCAAGAAAAUUGAAAUUUCUCACAUUUAGCAAUUGUUGUUUAGAAACGAACUCGGAUACAUCUCAAGUUAAACUCCCACGAGUGACAAAUUUGCAGUUUUGUAAUGUUGUUUGCAACAAGUGUGAUUUUUGGACCUCUCUUCCAUUUCUUUCGACAUUUUUUGCAUCCUAUAUUUCAACAUAUUAUGGUGUUACUCCUUCUUCAAACAAGUAUGAGUUUAGAAAUCAAAAUUAUUUGAGAAACAUUACAAUUUCUGGAGCAUGCGAAUCAGUAAUCAUUGACAAUUCAUGCAGAGAAUUGAAGAAAAUUUCUCUCAGCCAUACCAACAAUGUGGAUAUUCAAUUAGAAGAUAUUUCUCUUUCUUAUUUGAAAAUGGAACACAUUUCUGGAAUAUUUAACGUCCAAGUGAAAGAAUGUGAAAAAUUAAUUUUAAGAAAUAUGGUUGAAUCGAAAGACUGUAGUUUAAACAUUGAUCGAGUUCAAAACCUUGAGGAAUCAUUUGAACAAAGCGAUCGCAUUGCACACCAUAAGGGAAUUUUAAAUGUGAAUCUUGUUAAAGUAGGUCUACAGGAAAACCGCACUAGUGAUGAAAGGUUAAAAUCCUAUUUACUUUCCUUUGGAAAGGUUGACAAUAUUCAAAUCAUCACGAGCACCAUGAAUGGAGCGGUCACAAAAGCAAUUUCGAAAAUUUACUCUGUUUCGUCACGAGAAUAUUUAUUAGACACACUUAUACCAAUGCUUGUACAACCAAUAUCAUAUUUGGACAGAGUCACACAUGUAGAGAAUAUUGCUCCUACCUAUGGGUUAGAGUCUUUAACGAUCACACAAAACAAUCAAUGCAAAAUCCACGCAAUACCUUCCUUGAAACAGCUGCAUGUGCUUUCGUCGCGAAUAUGGACUUCGAAAAACUACGAUAUUUUGGUUGAUUUUGACACAUUUCCAGACUUGCAUUCUUUGUCCUUAGCAAAGCAUGACAUGUUUAGCCCUAAACAAGUUUUUGCAAAUUUGAAGAGAUUGAGGUUAACCGAGAUAACACAAAUCACGUUGAGAUUGAAUUUAUUUCCCAAUCUUAAGGAGUUGAUUGUGUUUGGAAAGCCUUCGAAAAUGAAGGUCGAGUUGGGCACUGACACUCUUGAAUUGCCCAAUUUAGUCAUUUUCAACAUUUAUGGCAUUGACACGCUCGAAUUUACUUCUCUGCAUUCGAUGAAAGCUCCCAAGCUGAGAGAGUUGGUCAUCCAGAACAUCAAUGAUUUGAAUCUCGGCUGUAAUGCACUCUCACCUCAAUAUCAAGAGGAAAAUUGGCCUGUCUUGUUGCACUGCACCAUUCAAGAGAAUAAGGAAAUUGCUACCAUCAAGGACGAGAAAAACAAAAAGCAACAACACAACAAGUGUACUAUUGCUUAA